CGGUGCCUAAAAAGUGUCGCUUUUUCUUGAAAAUAACCGCAAAUACGGCUACUUUAGCCGCAAAUCUGUCCCGCUUUAACCCUUUCAAACAAAGUUUGGAACUAUUGACAGCUCAAUGAAACAGGUGACCAUCCGACGGUGAGAUAAAAGUGUGAUCGCAACUGUCCUUUUUCUCGCUUGUAAGCAAAAAGACGAAACGAGUGCCUUAAACUAAGCGCGAGAUGAUGAAUAUGGCUUGCAAGAGGGCGAGCAAGCGCAUCAAAUCAACCCACGGCACGCGGGAAGAUCUCGCUCCGAGGGAGGCUCCGCUCGGCACAGAAGAAAACGUCAUCGACCUCUAUUUAUAAGACUUAAUACCGACAGUUGUGGUUGCAACGACGACUAUAAAAAAGGCAUCAACACAAAAGCCUGAACUUCAAGAGCAUCCCAGCUUCCAGACCACAACACAGCAGGAUUUCAGUGGAGUUGACAGGUCUCCAGGGUAUUUCCACUGGCACGAGCGAGGUGAAUGACAGUCUUUGCAAGUCCACCUGUGAGUGUUUCUGAAGAGAGAAUGGAAGACACAAGAGGGGGUGGCAGGGUUUUGGAGCAAGUGCAACAUUAUUGACAUCUCACUAAGUGCGGUCGCCUGCAGCUCUCCACAACUUAGCAGAGCGGUUGUGCCACUUGGCUGUUUUGAUGAGCCCAUCCAAAAGCUAACAAGACUAGAUGGAUAAAGAUUUGAUUGGAGGCUCGCAUGGGCAUCACGUGUCUGUGGACACUAGAGGUACUAAAGCCCCUAGGCCGUGGGCGCACGUGGGUGACGUUAGGGCCGGCCCUCUCCAGGGUCCCUUUUGUUGAACUAUCAAACAUAAGCCAGCUCCUGAGGGCUUCAGAACAGUGUUAAGACCACUGUGUACUGCGCAAGUCUCUGGAGCAACGCCAUCAGUGUGGUAUCACACCAUCAGCAUCAUACAGCCAGGAGCUAUCAUGUCGAGAUCUUUCUACGUAGACUCUUUGAUUAUCAAGGAUCCUGCGCGCCCUGCUUUGAGCGAGCACACGGGUCAGGACUUUCUCAUCCCUUUUAGCAUGCACUCUCCCGGCGUCAUGAGCGUUACUGCACCCGUUUGUCCGUCCAGGAAGACGGGCACCUUCUGUGUGUGUCCACUCUGCGUCACAUCGCAUAUCCACUCUUCCCGGGCGGGAAUCCCUUUACUGAAGGGACAGGGCUUCUCUGCCGGUGAGGCGAAUUUCUGUCAGAGGUUGGCACAUCAACAGAGCACCGUGAUAGCGCACCCGGGACACGGACACGCGCCUGUCUGCACGCCCACAAGUUACGGCGUCACGGACCCUCGGAGGUAUCACUGCCUCUCUCUAGCCGCGUCUGAUAACAGCCACAUACAGAACGGCAAACGGAUGCGCACCGCCUUUACCAGCACUCAGCUUCUCGAGUUGGAGCGUGAAUUUUCAUCUAACAUGUACCUUUCGCGCUUACGCAGGAUUGAAAUAGCCUCAUAUCUAAACCUCUCAGAGAAGCAGGUGAAAAUAUGGUUCCAAAAUCGACGCGUUAAACACAAGAAGGAAGGAAAAGGUACGCAAAGGAGCGCGCAUGCAGGAUGCAAAUGCUCAGGCAACCACACACAUUAUCCGCGCUCAGAAGAUGAAGAAUCCCUCUCACCUGUCUCAGCCUCAGAGGAGAAAGAGACUUCACCAAUCUAGGGGAGACAUAAAAUCACUGACCUAAAUGAAUACCCUAUAUAGCACAUUGAACUGUAGGAUCCGUUAAAACGGCUCAAUUUGUGGAACAGUUUAUGCAUCCUUUUAUAACCCUGAGAUAUCGAGGUUAAUUUCUCCCUUUUCCCUCUGAAAUAAUUGUUUGACCGUGGCACUGAAGAUAUUUAAAUUUUGUCUAGUCUUCCUGCAUUAUAAAGCAAACUGUGAAAUAAUAACUGAGUGGUAAUAUGUAAAUAGUUAUUACUGUUGAAUGUGUUUUUAAAAAAGCGAGCAUUCAACCUUGAUUUUAAGGAUGUUGGACAUGUUCAUGGGGACAUAAAACACCCUUUGUUUGAUAUUGUAAAUAUGCAGAGAUUGCAGACUGUUAAUCCAAUGUGUCCUAGACUACUGAG
Messenger RNA from Triplophysa dalaica, 2105 nucleotides. It is a transcript of the gene gsx2, whose product is annotated as GS homeobox 2. Gene Ontology annotation, cellular component: nucleus. The coding region runs from base 970 to 1698 and encodes 242 amino acids. Lineage: Eukaryota; Metazoa; Chordata; Actinopteri; Cypriniformes; Nemacheilidae. Gene Ontology annotation, biological process: regulation of DNA-templated transcription. The record is from RefSeq and is a predicted model, not a curated record. The transcript is spliced from 5 exons. Gene Ontology annotation, molecular function: sequence-specific double-stranded DNA binding; DNA-binding transcription factor activity, RNA polymerase II-specific.